AUGGAAGUCAGUUCUUUUGGAUAUAAAGGAUCACAUUGUGGUUUAAUAUCUCCAUAUUCUAUUACAUCUAAUAGUAGUAGUAAUUCUUCAACAUUUAUAUCUAAUCAGUUACAUGAUUUAACUGAUGAAGAAUUGGCACAUUUAUCAGUUAGGCAAUUAAAUCAACGCCUUCAAGGUCAUGAUCAAGAGGUAGUUGCAAAAUUGAAACAAAAACGGCGUACAUUAAAAAAUCGUGGAUAUGCAUUAAAUUGUCGAGUUAGGCGCCUUCAAUCACAACAUCAACUUGAAGAGGUCAAUCAAAAAUUAAGAAAUGAGGUAACUUCUCUUCAACGUACAAUACAAUACCUUCAAUCACGUUUACAAUAUUAUGAAUCAUUCACAACAACACAAUUUAAUGAUAAUAGAAUGACAACAUUUCACCUACCUGAUAAUAUUUCAUCAACAAAUGACAUGAAUAAUAAUAAUGGCUCCAAUAUACAGCCACAACAACAAAAUGGAAGUUAUGUUACUUCCAAUAGAGUAAUCUUUAACAAUUCUAUAACGCGGGAAUUUUAG
Strongyloides ratti is the source of this 555-nucleotide messenger RNA. RefSeq names its product GH02096p. Gene Ontology annotation, cellular component: nucleus. The coding region runs from base 1 to 555 and encodes 184 amino acids. The transcript is spliced from 2 exons. Gene Ontology annotation, biological process: regulation of transcription by RNA polymerase II. Lineage: Eukaryota; Metazoa; Nematoda; Chromadorea; Rhabditida; Strongyloididae. The record is from RefSeq and is a predicted model, not a curated record. Gene Ontology annotation, molecular function: RNA polymerase II cis-regulatory region sequence-specific DNA binding; DNA-binding transcription factor activity, RNA polymerase II-specific.